This is a messenger RNA of Oncorhynchus nerka (sockeye salmon), 5973 nucleotides long. RefSeq names its product poly(rC)-binding protein 3-like. Bases 2009 to 3079 code for a protein of 356 amino acids. Gene Ontology annotation, cellular component: cytoplasm; nucleus. The record is from RefSeq and is a predicted model, not a curated record. Gene Ontology annotation, biological process: regulation of RNA metabolic process; regulation of gene expression. Gene Ontology annotation, molecular function: mRNA binding. The transcript has 17 exons. Lineage: Eukaryota; Metazoa; Chordata; Actinopteri; Salmoniformes; Salmonidae.
CUUUGGAAAGUAGGCUACAUGUCGGCGUUACAAUGUAACAGAAUAAAGAAACGUUGUUAUAGUAUGAGGAGAAAACGUAUGAGAAUGUUUGUAAACUUUAUUUUCGCGUCACGUGUGAGCUUUUAUAUCCAGAUUUGGAAUACGUCUAGCAGUAUGAAUAUGCUAGAAAACGCCUGCAACAUCAUAAACAAACUUCAGCAAACAUUUGCAAUAACCCAUAAACACAUAUCUGGGGAUUUGGUUGUCAUGCAGUUAUCCCAAGGCAGUCCAACAGUGUGCCUUGAUUUCAUGGACAUCACAGCCAUAGCUGUGAGGAAGGCCUCACUGCAAAUUCUGGAUCCAUCCAACCUUUCCUUUUAUUGCUGUUUCCCAGACGAAGCUCUUCCUUCUGUGUCACCUCCUUUGAGAACCAGACCCUAAUGUGAAAGGAUAGCAUGCAUGCAUACGGUGGCGGCCAUUCUGCUGUAUCACUUUCACCCAUGAAUGUAUUCUGUGCUUUCAACUAGGAACUAUCCAUCUCUUUCAGAUCAGUGGUUAUAAGGAAUCGGACAGAGAGGGAAAUAAGUCUUAGGACAUCAUUUCCACAACAUUUUCCUGUUACCUUGGUUUGACUGUGGCAAUAUCCUGUAUAUUAUUCACAGCGACCAAUACUCAUUUCAUCGCAGCUGGUAAACCCUGCCUAUAUUUCCCCUCUGUGCCCAUCGUUCCCCUCCCAUUUUCUAUGAAUCUUUUAUAGCCAUCUCCUGUCCAGUAUAGAGGAGGUACAUCCUCUACAGCACAGCCUGUCAGCUGUGUUUUAUUAGAGGACUGAAAUACUGCUGAAUCAGAGGUUUCACCUCUCCUCCCUCUUUAACAAUCAACUCUGUAUGUGUGUAUGCAUGCAUUCCUGUGUGUGUGUCUGUGUGUGCACGACUGCGUGUGUUCUGUUUUCAGAAAUAAUGCAACAUGUCAUGCGUAACCUCCUUUAAGAGGGUAGCCGUACAUGACAAUGACUGUAGCAUGCAGUACAGCACCUGACUGGAUCUCAGCUAGUGUUGUAGGGAAGAAUGCUGCCUAUUGUGUUAUCACACUGGUCUAGGUGAAUCAAAAUCUAAUCACUCUAAUGUGUCCCAGGUCAGGGUCUUAAAUCACUCACACAGGCUAAGUGCACCAUCCUAAAUCUGUCAUUAAGAGAGAGGGAGGUUCUAAGAGUCCAAAGGCAAUUUCUCUGAUUGGCUGGUUGAGUCAUUGCACCUAUUGGCCCUGCCUUCAACGUCUCUCAUUGGUCGUGCAGUUUUACAGCUGCCUCUCAUUGGGCCAGUAGGAGAGAGAUUGGGCCGGGUCUUACUCUUGUUCUCUGUGUUUGAGUGUCUGUGGAUGGGUAAGACACUCUCUCUCCCAUCCUGGGAGUAACUGCUUGUGUUAGUUCCUGUCUGUAGGCUGUGUGAGUGUGUGUUUGGGUGUGUGUGUGAGAGAGAGAAAGGGAGAGAGUAGCGUUUACGUUUCACCUCCCUGUCUCCCUGUUCCCUGUCCUUCCUCUCCUCUCUACUCCUCUCUCGUUCCCUCUCCUGGACUACCCCAUUGGGACCUACCCAGACCCCUUCCCUGCCUGGACCCUCUACUCUCCAUCCCUGUGACUCUCCUCAUCUGUCCACAUCUCUCCCAGGUCAAGACGCCUGCUUGCCUGGCCCUUCUUCCUCCAUGCAGACCAUGGCUCUGUCUCCGGGUGGAUUUGAAGUGGAGACGUGGAAUCUUCCAUGUUAUUCUGGAAUGUGGGAUAAGACAGGGUCCCAUGAUAUGGACCCCUCUUCGAAUGGGUUGAUGCUGGUCCUGCUGGAGCUGAUGAUCUGAACCAGUCUGUCAGCCACCUAGCUCCCCCUCCUCCAAACACAACCACUGCCCAUGUCCUGAUCCCAGUGGUCCAGCUUGUCUGUGGUGACUGGUUGGCUGGCUGUUCCAUAACACUCUCAUUGGCCCUGGGACUCCUCUUCUACGUGACCACACCCCUUCCUUCACAUCCAAUCCCAACAUGGAACCACCCAAGGUGCAGCAGCCAGGCGAAGGAGGCCUCAACGUCACCCUCACCAUCAGGCUUCUGAUGCACGGCAAGGAGGUUGGAAGCAUCAUUGGAAAGAAAGGAGAGACAGUGAAGAAGAUGCGUGAAGAGGUAAGUGCAAGCGGUGCACGCAUCAACAUCUCUGAGGGAAACUGCCCAGAGCGGAUAGUUACCAUCACCGGACCCACAGAUGCCAUCUUCAAGGCCUUCGCCAUGAUCGCAUACAAGUUUGAAGAGGAUAUAAUCAACUCUAUGAGCAACAGUCCAGCCACCAGCAAGCCUCCUGUCACCCUGCGUCUGGUUGUCCCAGCCAGCCAAUGUGGCUCCCUCAUAGGGAAAGGAGGCUCCAAAAUCAAAGAAAUGAGAGAGUCCACAGGUGCUCAGGUACAGGUCGCAGGGGACAUGCUGCCCAACUCCACUGAACGAGCAGUCACCAUCUCAGGAGCCCCGGAAGCCAUUAUCCAGUGUGUCAAGCAGAUCUGUGUUGUCAUGCUAGAGUCCCCACCGAAAGGUGCCACUAUCCCCUACCGCCCCAAGCCUGCCUCCACCCCCGUCAUUUUUUCAGGUGGCCAGGUAAGAGCCGACCCGCUGGGGGCCUCCACUGCCAACCUCAGCCUCUUACUGCAGCACCAGCCACUGCCUGCGUACACCAUUCAGGGACAAUACGCCAUCCCUCACCCUGACCAGUUGACCAAGCUCCACCAGUUGGCUAUGCAGCAAACCCCCUUUAACCCCCUUGGACAGACCACCCCUGCCUUCCCCGCAGGUCUGGAUGCCAGUAACCAGGCCAGUACUCAUGAACUCACCAUUCCCAAUGAUCUAAUAGGCUGCAUAAUCGGGCGCCAGGGAACCAAAAUCAACGAGAUCCGUCAGAUGUCUGGGGCGCAGAUCAAAAUUGCUAACGCCAUGGAAGGGUCAUCGGAGCGCCAGAUCACCAUCACAGGAACCCCCGCCAACAUCAGCCUGGCCCAGUACCUCAUCAACGCAAGGUUCAGAGACGUGGCGGCCAUGUGGAAUGACCCAUCCUCCAUGACGACAUCCUAAGGACCCAGCCCGGCCGUCCUCCACUCCCUCUGCUCCGCCCCCUCCAUCUCCUGACCACUGAAGACAUGAUGUUCCUACCUAACUCCUGAUGAUGAUGCCCUCUAGACUAAUGAAUCUGGCUCUGAUAACAACUCCCUUGACCCUCCAGCUUACUAUCACGAUCGCUCUCUAAUAAGAGAGCUGUUGCUUUCAGAGAAACUGAAAAAAUAAGUAAUGUCUUUGUUUUCGUUGAUUUUAGACCUUUAGACAAGUGUUGAAGCAUGUUGAACGUUCAUUAGGAUCAAAUUGUGUUAUUCUGAAUUCUCUCUCUAUCACUCUCUCUGCUAGUGUUACAAAAUAGGAUUUCAAUAUCAGUUUGAAAAAAAUGUACAAAAAAAAAAAUGUAAAACUGGAAAAACAUUGGAAAAAAAUGCUACUGUUCCAUUUUCUAGGUGCUGGGUGAUGCUAUCGGCACAGUAUGGUGGGAUGUAGCCCAAUUACUUUAUGAUGCUCUUUUGAAAAUAGGUGUUUUUUAGGUACAUUUAAUCAUUCUAUUUUUACCCCUAUUCGGAUCCUUAAAAUGAUCUGCGUACUAAUCCGAUCUCUACCCAUAACUUCUUGCUGCAUCACAUGACCUCUUUGAGCCAAUGGUAUCACUCCUAGAGCCCUCCUUUCUAUGUCCAUUUCUUGUAUUUUACAUUAUGACUUAUACUGCAUGUGUUCAGUAAUGUAUUGUAUGUAUUUGAGUAUUCCAGUUUGGUGUAAGUGUUCCUAUGGUGUUGCUAUGUUAUUGCUGGUGGGAGGAGCUAUUGGAGGUUGGGCUCAUUGUAAUGGCUGGAAUGGAAUUAAUGGAACUGAGUCAAGCAUGUGCUUUCCAUAUGUUUGAUGUGUUUGAUACUGUUCCAUUUAUUCCAUUCCAGCCAUUACAAUGAGCCCGUCCUCCUAUAACUCCUCCCACCAGCCUCCACUGCUCCAAACCUUUUCCGCAAUUAUUUUCAGGAGUUUUUUUUGCCAUUCACGUCUAGUCCUACUACCACCCCAAAUUAAUAACUCUCCCUCACAUCCUCCAGGAACCCUAUUUAUAGUAUUUAAGAAGCAUGAAAGGAAAUUACUCAAAAUAAUCAUCAGUGGCUAAAAACUGUAUCCUAACUGACUGAAAACUAAAAUGAUUGUUUACUCGAUUUCUUAACCAAGACUACUGUGGGUGACCACAUAGUCAGCUAUGCUACGCUCAUGCAAUAGACAAUUCAACUCUUCAUUAUACUGUGGACUGCCUCUAGUGUGUGAGGAAUUAGUUGGACUUAAGACUAUUGCUGUGUCCAAAUUCUCUUAGUUAGCUUCCUUUCGUCGUCUCCUUCACUCCCAUGUCCACGACAGAUAAAAGAGGCUUCAAUGUACUACUCUUGAAGGAAAGGAGACCAGGAGAGGAAGCUGUUUGAUAUUAUUGGGACGUGGCCAUAGGUGUUUGGAUGGAGCCAAAUGUUUAUGGGCCAUGGAAUGUUCCGGGGUUCAUGGGGGAACCCGUGGGGCCUGGGCGGACGUGUUUACCCCCACGCCGCCACAUUCGCGAUUGUUCAUCCAUCAUGUUAGUUUUAUUAUAAUAUUGUUUAUUUAAUGCUUUAGGUUUUGAAUGUCAUUAUGCUUUUACGAUGAUGUCAACAGAUUAGAUGACAAAGUCAUGUUGCUUGUUUUAAGUGAUGAUUUAAAAAAACAAAUUGCAAUUCUAUUUAUUGUUUCUUGGUGCAUCAUAAUGACUGUUUUGGUUAAUCAUGAUAUUUAAGCUAGGUUUUGUUUGUGUGUAUUGGAUUUCAGGGGAGGUUUGGGCUAUAUUUGUUUGGAUUAAACAUGGCAAAUUCCCUUCAUAACAAUUCUCAAGCUUAUUCAAAGUAUAGGCUGUUGUGACAUGUCAUGUUUGCAAGCCUGGGCUGAGGUCAUAUUCAGCACUGAUGCAUAUGAACAGCCGUUGAAUGUUAUCCUCUCAACACAGGUCAUUCAUUCACUGUCCAACUGGUUUCAAGUACAGUCAAAACCAUCCUGGUCUGGAGUUUCAUUCUGUUAAGACUGGUUUGUUUCAUGUAACUCCCUGUUUUGGUUUCAAUAUGCUGAGCCUGACUUUGGGUCUAAUUUCAACCGCUUUCAUCAUAUAAACGUGAUAUGUCAAUGGACCAAAUGCUGUACUGAUGUACUGAACGAUGCAUAGUUGAUUAUUAUUCUGCAAUAAUUCUUACAUUUUGAUGUUAAACUUAAGUAGUAGUGCUAGCCUUGACAUUAUGGGUUUGUGUUAUUCAUUUAAUUUUAAAAAAUUCAUAGCUUGUAAUUCAAUGGAAUGUUUGUCAUUUAAGCAAGUUAAAAUGUCUGUUUUUUUUGGCAAGCUUUUUAGAACUGUUCAGCUUCUCAUCAUCGAUUGCAUUCAGACUAGGAAGGAAUAUUGAAUUGUUGAAAUAGUGAUACCAAUGUGAUUUCAAUAACUUCAAUAUCCAUAUGUUGUUACAGUGUAUUGAAACUGUAUUUACACUGGCGUAUAUGACUGAAUAUACACACCUACUGAAACAGACUAAAAUGCAACUGAUGCAAUAACAAGGGAAUGAUGUGCAAUUAUUAUUUGUAUUUUUUCUUGUGCAUAUAAUACAAGGAAAGUUUGUCAUGUAUUUACAACUCAUGUUGCUCCUUGACCUCCUUCCUUUCUGGACGGCGGCAGCAACAAAAAUUGAAAAAAUACAUGAGAUAUUUUUUCAGCUUUUGCUCCAGUAUAUUUUGCUUAUUUAGGAAAAUGUAUCGGAGCUUGGUAUAUAUUUUCAGUUGGAUUAUUUGCAAUGAGCAAAUCUAUUUUAGGUUGAAGUAAUUUAAUUAUUUAGGUUACUUUUGAAAAUGUUUGUAAGUAAGAAAAUGAAUAAAGUUUUUUUUCUUCUUGUGAA